AAAUGUGUGAUCAAAUCAGUGACGCUAUUUUGGAUGCACACUUGAAGCAGGAUCCCAACGCCAAAGUAGCAUGCGAAACCGUUGCCAAGACAGGCAUGAUCUUACUAUGCGGCGAAAUUACAUCGCAAGCUGUGAUUGAUUAUCAAAAGGUUGUGCGCGACACAAUCAAACACAUUGGCUACGACGACUCAUCGAAAGGCUUUGACUAUAAAACGUGCAACGUUUUGUUAGCAUUGGACCAACAAUCGCCGGAAAUCGCUGCUGGAGUGCAUAUAAAUCGUGCCGAUGAAGAAAUCGGUGCCGGAGAUCAGGGCAUCAUGUUUGGUUACGCCACCGAUGAGACCGAAGAAUGCAUGCCAUUGACUGUUGUUUUGGCACACAAAUUAAAUCAGAAAUUGGCAGAACUUCGUCGCUCAGGCGAAUUCAGUUGGGCGCGUCCCGAUUCAAAGACACAGGUCACUUGCGAGUACCUUUUCAAUCAGGGCGCAGCUGUGCCAAAACGCGUACACACCAUUGUCGUUUCCAUGCAGCAUUCGGAAAAGAUUAGCUUGGAGGACUUGCGCAAGGAGGUCAUGAAUAAGGUCAUCAAAGAAGUCAUUCCAGCCAAAUAUUUCGAUGCCAACACAAUUGUGCAUAUAAAUCCAUGUGGAUUGUUCGUCAUUGGCGGUCCAAUGGGUGAUGCAGGUUUGACCGGGCGUAAAAUUAUCGUCGAUACUUAUGGCGGUUGGGGCGCCCAUGGGGGUGGCGCAUUUUCGGGCAAAGACUUUACUAAAGUAGACAGAUCGGCCGCAUAUGCUGCGCGCUGGGUUGCCAAAUCGCUGGUGAAGGCGGGACUUUGUAGGCGUUGCUUGGUGCAGGUCUCAUAUGCCAUCGGCCUGGCCGAACCACUUUCCAUUACAGUCUUCGAUUAUGGCACCUCACAUAAGACACAAAAAGAAUUGCUUGACAUUGUUAAGCGUAAUUUCGAUUUGCGGCCGGGCAUGAUUGUCAAAGACUUGAAACUGAGACAGCCAAUCUACCAGCGCACAAGUACUUAUGGACACUUUGGACGUGACGGUUUCACGUGGGAACAAGCGAAGCCGCUGCAGAUCAAUUGACUAGAACCGGGUGCAGAUCAGCUAACACAGCCACCGUUUGCUGUGUAAAGUGUAAAGUUGCGUAAUUCUUAGUUGUUAAUUUAAUUAUUUUCUGAUGUGCAAACGCAAAAGGGAAUGAUUGCAAAGUAAUUACAAUAAGAGGAUAACGAAAAAGCAACCUAGAAAAAAGGAGAAUGAAAAUCACGCAAGCAAAGUGAUUUUGGUACAGUUUUCGUUCCUCUCAUUACCAAUAGUUAUAAUUUAGUUUUAGUUGUUUAAAAGUAACAAAAAAUAUGAAACAAAAUAUUCCCAUGCUCCCAUUAUUAUGUUCUCUUCAAACGUGUCAACUGUUUUAUUGUAAUUUGUCCAUCAAAAUUGGUACUUGAUUGAUGUUAGAAAAUUGUUCAUUUGAAUUUGUGUGAUACAAUACGUGGCGCGUCUGUGAGAAGUAUUCAAUAACAUAAAAAUAUGUAGUAUAUGUCAUGCCCCUUUGUAAUUUGUACUCGUACCCACAAAAUAAUUGUUCAAAAUCUUUGAAAAAAUUAAGAAAUGAAAAAUAUGCAAAAUUAUAAAUAUUCAAAUGCAAUAAUAUAACGCUAGUUAUUUUUAAACGGAAUCAAAGGA
This is a messenger RNA of Rhagoletis zephyria (snowberry fruit fly), 1700 nucleotides long. Its product is annotated as S-adenosylmethionine synthase. The record is from RefSeq and is a predicted model, not a curated record. Gene Ontology annotation, molecular function: methionine adenosyltransferase activity; ATP binding. Gene Ontology annotation, biological process: S-adenosylmethionine biosynthetic process. NCBI's taxonomy places the organism in Eukaryota, Metazoa, Arthropoda, Insecta, Diptera, Tephritidae.